AUGUUCAUCGAUAGGAAAACGUUUGGAAUAAUUCUUCUAUUGGUUUAUGCUGUAGUAGCACGAAAUACUGAUGGUCAAGAUUUUCGUAAAGAAAUUAAUAACAAAAAGGGUGGAUCUAUGUUAGCCGAAAUUGCUAAGGAAUUUAUGCAACGAUCUACUACUACCAGUCAAGUACUGAAUUUAAAUUUAUCUAAUCUUCUGCUACUCCUCGUAUUAAAAGCUGUAGUUUUUGGUGCUGGAUAUAUUGGAAAUCAUGGUUACAAGGGACGAGAUUUGAAUGAAGAAAAUGUAAUAUCCGAAGGAGAAGUUGCUUUGGCAUUGGGUUAUCUGAUUGGUGAUACGUGUCUGUAUAGAGCAGCUUGCGAAGAACCACAUAUUGCAAAAGAAUAUUUGGGUGCUGCUGAAAUGCUUUUAAAUACAAUGAAACUAAUGCCACAGACAGUAUCCGUCGAACGUAAAUACGAAAAAACUAUAAAUGAACUACGAAAAGCUAUCGAAUACGGAACUACAAGUCAAUGUCCACCGGAAUAUAAUUGUAAAAAAGAAAAUAUCAAAGCUUUUUUAACAUCCGAGAAAAAAAAAUAA
Polistes dominula (European paper wasp) is the source of this 585-nucleotide messenger RNA. RefSeq lists its product as uncharacterized. NCBI's taxonomy places the organism in Eukaryota, Metazoa, Arthropoda, Insecta, Hymenoptera, Vespidae. The record is from RefSeq and is a predicted model, not a curated record.